Molecule: messenger RNA, 435 nt
Organism: Bipolaris oryzae ATCC 44560
Lineage: Eukaryota; Fungi; Ascomycota; Dothideomycetes; Pleosporales; Pleosporaceae
Exons: 3
Coding region: 1-435 (144 amino acids)
Source: RefSeq, a predicted model, not a curated record
AUGUCGUGCCCUGUCAUCGGAACCACUAACGACCACCUCCCGCCAAAUCACCCCUCCGUAGACCUCAGCAAGGACGGCCAAACUUGCCCCGUCGUAGGCGCAACAACCGACCACCACCACAACCUGCACGCGCACCCCCCAGUCCCCACCAACGAGACAUCCGCAACUGCGUGUCCCGCCCUCAAGAACAACAUCAUCAAACAGCCGCGCGCCCAAGAAAUGGACGACGCUCUAUGCCCCAUCGUCGGUGUAGCCACCACCGUCCUGCCGCCUGAUCACCCGGAUAUGCUCAAGGCAAACGAGGGCGACAUCUGCCCUGUUACCAAGGCCACGGUCGGACACCACAAGGAUAAGGUGGUUACGCAUCCUAGUGUAGAGGCUGCGAGGGAUGGUGCCGUUUGUCCUGUUACGGGACAGAAGCAGCAGCUUGCUUAG